CUCCCCUCAGUUUGGCCCCAAUGCAAAUAGCACCUGGGCACCUGCGCUCCAACUCAUCAGCCCGCGCCGGAUGGGAAGGGGCGGGACUACUACAACGGAGUGACGGUGUUCCCGCUCAAUGGGCUACAGGAGGCUUUGGUAGGACGCCUCGAGACGUGACUGAUAGGCACCAACCAGAAGGGAGGGAAGGCGGGAUGAGAGCUGGAGGGCAGAGACGUUUGCCAGCAGUGUCACAAUCUACGCCGCCUAGGCUGGAACCCAGCUGCCACCUGCGUCGUUCCGGGGCCAGCGAGGAGAGGGGGCUUCGCGAGGAUGAGCGCGGAAGGGGGACAGGCUGGCUCAAGCUUCGGGAGGAGAGCGGGGCAAGGGUACUGAAGCUGAGGCACGCUCCCUCUGGACCCACUGUACUGAAUGGCGAGAGCGCGGAGCACCGAGAGCUGGGUCUCCUAGCGGCGGGGGAGCUGCCUGUGCCGAGGCUGCUGAAAAGGAGAAUGGGCCGCGCCAGGGCAGCGUGGGGCCGCUGAGAACUGCGGCGGCUCCGUUGCGUUAGGGCCUCGGGACGGCCCCAGCCCCCACCUCCCGCCGGGCCAGGGAUGAGUUAGCCCGAGGGAUUGCGGGGGGCUUGGUUGCUGCUACGGGCGGGGGACUACGGCGAUCUAGCGCGCCUGCCGAAGCCAAGACUCCGCGUGACCGGACGCCGCUAGCUAUCCCGCUCCCUCCUCCCCGACCCGCGGCCCCGGAGACCAUGAGGUUCCGCAUCUACAAGCGGAAGGUGCUGAUUCUGACGCUGGUGGUGGCCGCCUGCGGAUUCGUCUUCUGGAACAGCAACGGACGCCAGCGGAAGAAUGAGGCCUUCGCCGGCUCGGCGCCCGCCCCAGCGCGGGCUGCAGGCCCCGGCGACCUCCGCAGGUUUCCCAACGGCACGGCCGCCCCGCCGCCCGAGGUGGACAACAUGACGCUGGUGUACCGGUCGCUGGUGUACCAGGUGAACUUUGACCAGACGCUAAGAAACGCGGCGGCUGGGGGAGCGGGAGCCGGCGGUGGGGGAGGAGGCGGCGGAGGCGCCGCCGGGGGCCCGGCGCAGCUGGAGCCGGAGCUGGUGCUGGUGGUCCAGGUGCACAACCGGCCCGACUACCUCAAGCUGCUGCUGGACUCGCUUCGUAGGGUCCAAGGCAUCAGUAACCUCUUAGUCAUCUUUAGCCACGAUUUUUGGUCGGCCGAGAUCAAUCAGCUGAUUGCCGAGGUAGAUUUCUGCCCAGUGCUGCAGGUCUUUUUCCCUUUCAGCAUCCAGCUGUACCCCCACGAGUUCCCCGGAAACGAUCCCAAAGAUUGUCCCCGAGACCUGCAGAAGAAAGCAGCUUUGAAAAUGGGCUGCAUUAACGCGGAAUAUCCGGACUCGUUCGGCCAUUACCGAGAGGCCAAGUUUUCCCAAACCAAACACCACUGGUGGUGGAAGCUGCAUUUUGUUUGGGAGAGGGUCAAGAUUCUACGGGACUAUGCUGGUCUAAUGGUUUUUCUGGAGGAGGAUCAUUACCUAGCCCCAGACUUCUUUCACGUGCUCAAAAAAAUGUGGAAAUUGAAACCGCAGGAGUGCCCCGAGUGUGAUGUGCUUUCCCUGGGGUCUUAUUCUGUCAGUCGAAGUUUCUUUGGCAAAGCAGACAAGGUAGAAGUGAAAACUUGGAAAUCCACAGAGCACAAUAUGGGCCUAGUGUUGACUCGAGAUACAUAUCAUAAACUGAUUGAGUGUACAGAAGUUUUCUGUACUUAUGAUGAUUAUAACUGGGACUGGACUCUUCAGUAUUUGACUACAACUUGUUUUAAAAAUUUCUGGAAAGUCAUGGUUCCUGAAGUUCCUAGGAUUUAUCAUGCUGGAGACUGUGGUAUGCACCACAAGGAACCCUGUAGACCAUCCACCCAGAGUGCCCAAAUCGAAUUACUCUUAAACAAAAACAAACAGUAUCUGUUUCCUAAGACUCUAAGUAUCAUUAAAAAGUACGCUAUGGCUCCUCUCCUUCCACAUGGGAAAAAUGGAGGGUGGGGAGAUAUUAGGGACCAUGAACUCUGUAAAAGUUAUAGAAGGUUGCAGUGAAAACUACACAAAAAUGGCAGUUUUUAAAUUUGGAUCGUAUUGGUCUAAAGGACACCAAACUGUAUAAAAUGAUUUAGGAACUGGUUUCUGCUUUAAUACAAAUAAACAUUCUUGUCAAAACUAUUAAAAAAAA
This is a messenger RNA of Trichosurus vulpecula (common brushtail), 2222 nucleotides long. It is a transcript of the gene MGAT2, whose product is annotated as alpha-1,6-mannosyl-glycoprotein 2-beta-N-acetylglucosaminyltransferase. Bases 746 to 2089 code for a protein of 447 amino acids. Gene Ontology annotation, biological process: protein N-linked glycosylation; oligosaccharide biosynthetic process. NCBI's taxonomy places the organism in Eukaryota, Metazoa, Chordata, Mammalia, Diprotodontia, Phalangeridae. Gene Ontology annotation, cellular component: Golgi stack; Golgi membrane. Gene Ontology annotation, molecular function: alpha-1,6-mannosylglycoprotein 2-beta-N-acetylglucosaminyltransferase activity. The record is from RefSeq and is a predicted model, not a curated record. The transcript has a single exon.